AUGGAUACGCAUAAGGAGGAUGAUUAUGUUAACUGGGCCUCCCAGUUUCUAACUAGUUUAAGCAGUGACAAUAUAAUUCGUCACCGUGCCGCCCUUGACCCCAUAAUAGAGCACAUUGGGCCCCUUCUUGGAUGGACAAGACCCACCCCGGGUACAUCGCGCAUGAUUACAGCAAAAGAACUCCUGGAUUUGAUGCAGUCAUCAUUGAGAAUCAUCCAAUCCUUUCUCGCUUGGGAUAUGGUCGAUUUCAUAGUUGCUCACACCCUGAAGCCGGGCGGCAAUUCACUUGCAUCGCUCCGCCCAAUGCCGGAUGUCUUCGGCCUGCUGUUACAUACUCUAUACAUACUUGGACACACGACAGCAUGUUAUGGACCCGAUGUCGACCACUCAGCAAGAGCUUCAAAUCGAGAAGAAUUUUUUAAGGGAAAGAUUCCCGCAUAUUGCAAAACGAACAAGCUAGACAGAUCUACUAUGGAACGGUGUAUUGGGAGAGGGAGCAAGGCUAGCCUCCUUGGAGUUCAAGUACAAGAGCCUGGAAUCGUGGUUGUGGCUGCUCCGGUGAUAUCCUCUUUCAGUCUGGUGUCGUACAGAGAGAUUGACAAGGCGGCUGGCCUUCUUCUAUCUGGUCGUUAUCCUCAUGUCAUGGAGCUGGCUCGCCAGUUCUCAAAAAAGAAAGAAAAGUACCAGAAAGCGUUUCAUGUGGCAUUAAAUCUACUAUCGAACUAG
Molecule: messenger RNA, 726 nt
Organism: Talaromyces proteolyticus
Lineage: Eukaryota; Fungi; Ascomycota; Eurotiomycetes; Eurotiales; Trichocomaceae
Exons: 1
Coding region: 1-726 (241 amino acids)
Source: RefSeq, a predicted model, not a curated record